Messenger RNA from Eublepharis macularius, 1538 nucleotides. Its product is annotated as Krueppel-like factor 8. Bases 174 to 1112 code for a protein of 312 amino acids. Gene Ontology annotation, biological process: regulation of transcription by RNA polymerase II. The record is from RefSeq and is a predicted model, not a curated record. The transcript has a single exon. Lineage: Eukaryota; Metazoa; Chordata; Lepidosauria; Squamata; Eublepharidae. Gene Ontology annotation, molecular function: DNA-binding transcription factor activity, RNA polymerase II-specific; RNA polymerase II cis-regulatory region sequence-specific DNA binding.
UCAGCGCUCGGGGGAGACGCGCAGGAGGAGCGCGGAGAGAAAAUGGAGUCGCAGAGGCUGUGGGAGAGGAAGUGACGUACCCAGCAGCUGCCCUCGGGUACAGGUCAGAGUCAGGAGGAGACAUUCUGUGUUGACAGGCUGCAGGCUUGGCCCACACCAAGGCGCUACUCAAGAUGAGCUCCUCAUCGCUGUUGGAGGAGAGCUCCAUUGAGCCACCAGUGCUGCUGAGUGACAUCAAGACGGAGCCUCCGGAGGAGCUGCUGGCUAGUGACUGCAGCCAGCCCCAGGCUGAGCCGGUUGACCUGUCCCUCAACAAGCCCAAGGCCUCACUGCAGCCCUCCCUGUCGCUGCCCUCCUCCGUCCGCUCCUCGCCCAUGCUGGCAACACCCCCCGUCCAGGCCCCCGUGGUCUCCAUGUCACCCACAGGGCUGGGCUCGUCAUCGGCCAUCCCUGCCGUGCUUUCCCCGGGCUCCAUCCUGGCUUCCACCCAGGGCAGCGGUGGGCAGCAGAUCCUGCACGUCAUCCACACUAUCCCUUCCGUCAACCUUCCCAGCAAGAUGGGCAACCUGCAGACCAUCCCUGUAGUGGUGCAGUCCCUGCCGGUGGUGUACACGACGAUGCCCAGCGACGGUGUCACUGCUGCCAUCACCGUGCCGCUUAUUGGCGGUGAUGGCAAGAACGCCGGCUCUGUGAAAGUUGACCCGAGCUCCAUGUGCCCCGUGGAAAUGAACAGCGACAGUGAAGACAGCACCGUGGAGAGUGGCCCGGCAUUCUUCUCGGACCUGCAGAGAGAGCCCUCGGUGGGACGAAUGCAGCUGGCAGAGUCUCCUGACCUGAAGAAGAGGCGGAUCCACCAGUGUGACUUCGAAGGUUGCAACAAAGUUUACACAAAGAGUUCACACUUAAAAGCACACAGGAGGAUACAUACAGGAGAGAAGCCGUACAAAUGCACCUGGGAGGGUUGCACCUGGAAGUUUGCUCGCUCCGAUGAGUUGACCCGGCACUUCCGAAAGCACACGGGCAUCAAGCCUUUCCGUUGCUCGGACUGCGACCGCAGCUUUUCUCGCUCUGACCACUUGGCUCUGCACCGCCGGAGGCACAUCAUGAUGUGAGGGGGCUCAUUCCUGCCCCCAUUGGCCAGGGAAGGAGGAGAACCAGUCCCCGCAGCAGGCUGAAUUCCUGCCUGACAGUUGUGACUGCUGUGGACAGAGCCUGUUUUCGGAGGGACCGCCCUUCCCCUCCCAGCCCUUGCCAUCCACAGAACUCCAUGGAAGGAGCUACAGCCUGACUGGGGAAGUGCCGGGGACUGCAGGCGUAUGAACAGGCAGGCCUGAUGGAUGCCGUGUUGGUUGGCUGUGGGGCAGUUGCUGCAGCGCGAUCCCGAUGAGGGCUGCUUCUGGCUCCUCCUUUCUUGGUGACGGCUCUUGAGGAUUUCCCUGAGCUUCGGCCCCAUCUCUCCAGGAAGCAGUUUGGAUUUUCAUUCAUUGCAGUUUUGAGUUUUCAAUCCAGGGUUUCUAGUAGUGUACAAACACACCAAA